Helianthus annuus (common sunflower) is the source of this 2021-nucleotide messenger RNA. RefSeq names its product scarecrow-like protein 3. NCBI's taxonomy places the organism in Eukaryota, Viridiplantae, Streptophyta, Magnoliopsida, Asterales, Asteraceae. The transcript has a single exon. Gene Ontology annotation, biological process: regulation of DNA-templated transcription. The coding region runs from base 525 to 1874 and encodes 449 amino acids. Gene Ontology annotation, molecular function: sequence-specific DNA binding; DNA-binding transcription factor activity. Gene Ontology annotation, cellular component: nucleus. The record is from RefSeq and is a predicted model, not a curated record.
AGCAAAAAGCAGUUUUGGUAUGGAAGGAGAAAGACAAAAGUGGUUUUCUUUUAUUCGAAAAUAAAACAGAGCACUGUUGUUCACAAAACUCACAUAUUCUCCUGCAACACAAAACGACACAAAAUCGGUGCACAUAAAAACAAAUCUCACGCCAUUUGGUUCCUAUCCUAUCUCUCUUUUCUUUUAUUCAUACUACUACUAGUGUGAAUCAAAGAACAAACCGCCUAUUCAUUCAAAUCUAAUCUGGACUCUUCUUAUCUCUCUACAAAAACCCCCUUCGAUUUUGAUUUUGAUUUCAAUUCUGUCGAUUGUUGUCAAUCAAUUUCAAAACCCAGUAAGGGAUUCCUGUUUCUUUGAUUGUUGUAGGUUUUUACUCAAACCCUAGUUCUUCGCUUUCUCUCUCUCUCUCUCUAGAAACCCCCCAGAUCAUCAUUGAAAGAAAGGAGCUGAGAUUCUAAUUGUGUUUUUGAUUAAUUUCAAAACCCAGUAAGGAAUUGGUCUUCUUUUCCCUGUGGUGAAAUCCAAUGUUUCAAGAUGAUGGGUCCUCAUCUGUGACUUCAACACCAGUAGUCCAAAUCUUUCCAUCAAUGUCUGGAAUGGGAUCACCAUAUCCAUGGCUCAAGGAGCUCAAAUCAGAAGAAAGGGGUUUGUGUUUGAUUCACCUCUUACUCACGUGUGCUAAACAUGUAGCUUCAGGAAACUUUGAACAUGCCAAUAUUGCCCUUGAUCAAAUCUCCCAUCUCGCCUCACCCGAAGGCGAUACGAUGCAGCGAAUCGCUUCGUAUUUUGCUGAAGCACUCGCUAAUCGAAUCCUCAAAACAUGGCCUGGCAUCUAUAAAGCUGUGCAUUCCACUAAGAUAUCAUUUGCCCCUGAGAACAUUUUGGUUAGAAAGAUGUUUUUUGACUACUUCCCUUAUUUGAAAAUAGCAUUUGUUAUAACUAAUCAGGUGAUAAUCGAAGCCAUGGAAGGCGAAAAGAUGGUUCAUGUAGUUGAUCUUAAUGCUGGUGAGCCUACUCAGUGGCGUGCGCUUCUUCGUGAUUUGAGCGCACGCCCUGAAGGCCCACCCCAUUUGAGGAUCACAGGUGUUCAUGAGCAAAAAGAGGUCUUGGACCAAAUGGCACGAAUCUUGAUCGAAGAUGCUGAGAAGUUAGAUAUCCCAUUUCAGUUCAAUCCCAUUGUUAGUAAACUAGAAAAUCUUGAUGUUGAGAAACUGAAUGUUAAAACAGGGGAAGCUUUAGCGAUUAGCUCGGUUCUACGAUUCCAUUCGUUGUUAGCACCCGACGAUGAAGUCGUUAAAUCAAGAAAGAACUUGCAAAGGGUGUUCCAAGUGAAUCAAAAAGAUUUGGUCAGCCCGAGUCAAGAUACGGCCUCGUCUGCACCUUUAUCCACCACCAUCACUUCAACAAAGAUAGAGGGGUUCCUCAACGCGUUACGCGCUUUGUCCCCAAAAGUGAUGGUGGUAGCCGAACAAGAUUCUGAUCAUAACAAAUCCUCUCUAAUGGAGAGACUCUCGGAAUCAUUAUACUUUUAUGCGGCCUUGUUUGACUGUUUGGAGUCAACAUUACCGCGAAGUUCAAUGGAGAGACUGAAAGUCGAAAAGAUGUUGUUUGGAGAAGAGAUCAACAACAUUAUUUCUUGUGAAGGUGGGGAGAGAAAAGAAAGACAUGAAAAGCUCGAAAAAUGGGUUCAAAGACUGGAUCUUGCGGGAUUCGGGUGCGUGCCUCUGAGCUACUACGCGCUUUUGCAGUCGCGUAGACUGCUUCAAGGGUAUAGUUGUGAUGGGUGCAGGAUCAAAGAAGAGAAUGGGUGUGUGGUGAUGUGCUGGCAAGACCGGCCCCUUUUCUCGGUUUCGGCUUGGAAGUGUCGAAGGUGAGAGGAUGGUGGAGUGUGUUUGAUGAUGCUAAUGUUUUUUAAGGUUUGAGUUGAUGUUUUCGUUUUGUUUUUUGGUGUACGAGGGCUAGUUUAGAUGUAUUGCCAAGUUGUUGGUUUCAUAUAGUGAAUUUUUCUUGUUAUGAAUGCU